UACAAAAUGUUUUUCCUCAGUCUGGUUUAAACAGCUAUCGACUCCAUGACCAUAGAAUUUUAGAUCCAAAAUUUAAAUAGUUUCCAUUUUCGGGCUCAAAAUUCUAAAAUAGGAAGUACAAAAUGUCAUUUCUGAAAACCAUUGCAAAUGAUUCUGUACCGCUAAUGCGCCAGAUGCGAUCAUUAAUCACAACUUCAGUUCGCCAAACACACGAUGCGUUCAAGCCCACAAAGCACAAUCCUUCGCCAACGUGCCAAGGGAAGGGAAAGAGUAAGAAGAAGUCGGAUGAGGAUUGUGUGGAUGACCAUCCGAAACCACGUCAGCGCGAAAAUAUUCAGGACACAUUUCCGUUCUAUCAUCUGAUCAAAUUCAAGGAUGUCUGCUGCGGCGAUCCGUGCAUUGACAAAGAUUUUGCUACCUUCGAUGAAUGUUUGUACAAGGAAAGCGAUAAGAACAAGCGCAAAUAUCAAGUAACUUGGGUUGAGUGUCCGCCCGUAAAAAUUCAGCCCAAGAAAAUUUGUUGCUUUGCCAAGGCAAAGAAACCGCCAGUUGCACGUCGCAAGCCAGUUGAGAGGCCAGACACUGCCUGCAAGUACACCAAACCAUGUCCACCCAAGGGAGAACAGCAAUGUCCCCGUAUCAAGAUGCCUCGCUGUAGACCUGUUCGGGUGCCCGUUCGUUGCCAUCGCAUUCGUUGGCCAAGCGAGUGCAGGAAAGUUAAGACUCCCUAUCCGGCCUUCUCUGAAUGCGCUCGUCCCAAGUUGCGAGUGAAACGCCGAACUGAAUGUGAAUGCCAUAAUGAGAUACCGAUGUGCGCGUUAUUAGCGAUUUUGAACAGACGUCUUCGAUCAGGCAGCUUACAGUUAAAUCCGUGCGGAAAGUAAAUUAUAUUUGGGUUACCCACAAAUUUCACUUUUAAAAUGGAUAAAUUCUGACGCAAGCAUUCUUAUAUUAAUUCUUAAAAUUAUUAAUUCGAUAUGUUACAGAUAUGUAAUAAUAAACAAAACCAGCAUACCAUA
Drosophila albomicans is the source of this 1019-nucleotide messenger RNA. RefSeq lists its product as uncharacterized. The record is from RefSeq and is a predicted model, not a curated record. The transcript has a single exon. Lineage: Eukaryota; Metazoa; Arthropoda; Insecta; Diptera; Drosophilidae. Bases 123 to 884 code for a protein of 253 amino acids.